GAAGAUACUACUCGAAACUCGAGUUGCGUGUGAAGGAAUGAGCACAUGUAUUGUAUAGACCCCCAUAUACAAAUUAUACACAGCGAGUCCAUAACGUGAUACGCUGAUUUCGGCUUUUCCACGUGAUCUCCUCCAUGCCUCCGCCCCUUUCCGUUCAUCCAACUAGCAACUACAGUAGACUGGCUCACUCGCAAUAGAAGCAGUAGUCAUACUCUCUCUCUCUCUCUCUCUCUCUCUCUCUCUCUCUCUCUCUCUCUCUAGACUCGUCGGUUCAAUUGUCAACAGUCAUUCAAGGGGUUCAGUUCGGAAGUAGAUCGAUUUUAUCCGGUUACACCUCCGAUAAUGAAGACAACCAAAGUACCAAUCUUGAAUCCUCCUCUUGUCACGUUUGAACAUAAGAGAGAUGCCUAUGGUUUUGCAGUGAGACCUCAGCAUGUACAGAGAUACCGGGAAUAUGCAAAUAUCUACAAGGAGGAAGAGGAAGAACGGUCAGAUAGGUGGAAAGACUUUCUGGAAAGGCAAUCAGAGGGUGCUCAAUUGCCUGUAAAUGGUGGUUCUGAUAAAGCCCCAGAAGGAGAUGAUUUGAGCAGUGAGAAGCCUGGCCAUGAUGAUUUAAAACCUCAAGAAGAUGAAGUUUCUGAGACUAAGUCUCAUGGGGUCCAAAUAUGGGCUCAUAUUAGGCCAUCACUUAGAGCCAUUGAGGAUAUGAUGAAUGCUCGUGUUAAGAGAAAGAUUAGUGGGACAAAAACAGAUGAAGAUCCUGAAACUGAAAAUGUUGCUUCUGUUGAGGACUCUGAGGAUGAGUUUUAUGAUUUGGACAAGCCAGAGUCAGACACAACUCCAGAUAUCCCUGCAAGUGAUGGUGUCACUCCCUCAAUUCCAGCUGCUGAUGGCACUGCUGCCCCACAGGAAUCUUCAAUUCCAUGGAAACAGGAAUUGGAGUUUCUUGUCCAAGGUGGAGUGCCAAUGGCUCUUAGGGGAGAGCUAUGGCAAGCUUUUGUGGGUGUCAAGGCUCGUCACAUUAAGAAUUACUAUCAGAAUCUUCUACUUUCUGAUAGUAAGACUGAUAACAAUGUGGAUCAGCAAAUUCAAGAAGUAGAUGAAGCAAGUAAGGACUCAAAGAAUGACUCCAUGAACGCACCUGAGAAAUGGAAACUUCAGAUUGAAAAGGACUUGCCUCGGACUUUUCCAGGUCACCCUGCUCUAGAUGAAGGUGGUAGAAAUGCUUUGAGACGUUUACUCACAGCAUAUGCUCGCCAUAACCCCUCUGUUGGCUACUGCCAGGCCAUGAAUUUUUUUGCUGGCUUAUUACUUCUUCUGAUGCCUGAAGAAAAUGCCUUUUGGGCUUUAAUGGGUAUUCUUGAUGAUUAUUUCGAAGGCUAUUAUUCAGAGGAAAUGAUUGAGUCUCAGGUUGACCAGCUUGUUUUUGAGGAGUUGGUGCGUGAGAGGUUUCCUAAAUUAGUUAACCACCUAGAUUACCUAGGAGUCCAAAUCGCAUGGGUCUCUGGACCAUGGUUCCUUUCACUGUUUAUGAAUAUGCUUCCCUGGGAAAGUGUUCUUCGAGUCUGGGAUGUACUUCUAUUUCAAGGGAAUCGAGUCAUGCUCUUUCGAACAGCUCUAUCAUUAAUGGAGUUAUAUGGACCUGCAUUAGUGACAACAAAGGAUGCUGGGGAUGCAGUGACACUGCUGCAGUCACUAGCAGGGUCAACAUUUGACAGCAGUCAACUUGUUUUGACAGCUUGCAUGGGUUAUCAAAAUGUGAAUGAAGAGAGACUUGAAGACUUAAGGAACAAACAUCGGCCAGCUGUUGAAGCUGCUCAAAUAGAAAGAACAAAAGGACUUCAUAUGUGGAGGAAUUCCCAGGGAGAUGUGGAGAUUGAUUCCCUUCCAGAUCUUCAAGAACAGGUUGUGUGGCUAAAGAAUGAGCUGUGCAAAGUACUAGAGGAAAAAAGAUCUGCAAUAAUCAGAGCUGAAGAGUUGGAAACUGCUUUAAUGGAGAUGGUCAAACAGGAUAAUCGUCGAGAAUUAAGUGCAAAGGUUGAGCAAUUAGAGCGGGAUGUUGCUGAGCUACAACAGGCUCUUGCUGACAAACAAGAACAAGAGAACGCCAUGAUUCAGGUUUUGAUGCGGGUAGAGCAAGAGCAAAAGGUAACAGAAGAUGCUCGCAGAUAUGCUGAGCAAGAUGCUGCAGCCCAGAGAUAUGCCACUGAAGUGCUUCAGGAAAAAUAUGAAACAGCGACUGCUUCCCUUGCUGAAAUGGAGAAGAGAGUGGUUAUGGCAGAAUCAAUGUUGGAGGCAACCUUGCAAUACCAGUCUGGCCAAACAAAAGCACAGCCUUCUCCAAGAUCUGCAAAUCAAGAUUCAUCAACAAUAAGAACAAGUCAAGAACUGACACAAGAGAUACCUGCAAGAAAGAUUAGUCUGUUAUCAAGACCAUUUGUGCUGGGGUGGCGUGACAAGAACAAGGCAAAGCCAGCAGAAGAGCAUGUGGUGGGUGUAAAGGCUACCACUGCCACUACUACUACUACUGUUGAUGAACCAAGUCCAAAACAUGUGGAAAAUCUACAGCUCGAUGUUAAGGCUGCUAUUGGUGGUGAAGAAGAAAACCUUAAACUUGUGCAGGAAGAACACCAUGAUCAUAAUGGUCAUGAAAUGGAGCAGGUAUCGUUGACCACCCUUGACUCAUGAUGGAUCAUACACUCAAGGAAAACAUCAUUAUCUUGUGUUUAUGUUGGUUUUGACUUUUGAGGGAGAAGCGUACAU
Molecule: messenger RNA, 2763 nt
Organism: Lactuca virosa
Lineage: Eukaryota; Viridiplantae; Streptophyta; Magnoliopsida; Asterales; Asteraceae
Source: the annotation of a GenBank genome assembly